Messenger RNA from Spodoptera frugiperda (fall armyworm), 523 nucleotides. RefSeq lists its product as uncharacterized. The record is from RefSeq and is a predicted model, not a curated record. The transcript is spliced from 3 exons. Lineage: Eukaryota; Metazoa; Arthropoda; Insecta; Lepidoptera; Noctuidae. Bases 96 to 422 code for a protein of 108 amino acids.
ACUUUACCAAACUGCUUGACUUGAAAUAAGUCUAAAAAGAUUUUUGACGAUUUUUAGAGAUUUUUGACAAUGCAUACGAAAAUAUAAAUAUCAUCAUGGUUAAAUAUAUUUUAUUCUCUGAUCCUUUACGCCAAGAAGAAAUUGAUAAAUUCUACACGGCUUGUCAAAUGCAUCGUGAUUAUUAUAGAGGCUACCCUCGUUCUUAUCAUCCACUCGCCUUCUUUAGAGAUCCUGAAUAUAUGUGGCAGUGUCCAAAAGAAAUGUCUCACGUAUACCUAGAUUUCCCGCCUUACCAUGUAAGAUAUAAACAGCCCGCUGUACUGCCAGUAACUCUUGAAAGAACUUCAGUGUUCCCAACGCUACCUCAAAGAACUUUAGCUGGACGCUACAACAAAAGUGCUUGCAUGGCUUUCAAGUAUUAAAAAUACGGAGAAAGAAUAAGCAAAGAUUAAUUGAAAAUAUUGUGAUUUAAUUAAUCUCAAUACCUUAAAAUUAUGAAAAUAAAUAUUUUGACUGCAACUGA